Canariomyces notabilis is the source of this 2139-nucleotide messenger RNA. Its product is annotated as FAD/NAD(P)-binding domain-containing protein. NCBI's taxonomy places the organism in Eukaryota, Fungi, Ascomycota, Sordariomycetes, Sordariales, Chaetomiaceae. The transcript has 2 exons. The coding region runs from base 261 to 1868 and encodes 535 amino acids. The record is from RefSeq and is a predicted model, not a curated record. Gene Ontology annotation, molecular function: flavin adenine dinucleotide binding; N,N-dimethylaniline monooxygenase activity; NADP binding.
UUAGGUUGAUACCUCAAUGAACUUCAUGUUAUCUUUCUAAAGUUAACACUGACUCCUCACUCUUGGUGUGGCCUGGCGAGAUCGCCACAUUCAGGAAGCCCACCGCCGUGCUUUUGACUGAACCGUUCUUUGAACUGGAGUGAAGACCCUUACGGAGGUGACUGGGCUCGACAACACUCGAAGUACACGGCGUCGAUCUCAGAUAUUUAGUAAUAGGUACAUAUUUACUACUAGUACUGGCGGUUUUGGAGGUUUUGGACAUGCCUCCCUUCGGACACCAACAUCGACCCUUUGGGCUUGACAAGACGGUGGCCGUUAUCGGUACCGGUAUCAGCGGGAUCUGCGUCGCCGCGCAUUUGUUGAAACAGGGACUGCGUGUGACUGUCUACGAACGCUCAGGCGUUGCUGGUGGAGUCUGGCACUACGAUGAACGUGUCUCUGACGACGUUCCAUACCCCAACACGACCCCUUCUCGAGGUGACUACCGCGUCUCGGAGCGCGGCGAGUUUGCAUGUGCGACCGAAACUCCGAACCAUCUUGGCAAUGCCCACGGCGGAGUAAACAUUGGAGGCAGUGAAGGCGUUCCCAUUCGCGAGGUAGAGUUCGCGCCUCCUGGACCCUGUUACGCCGGCCUAAAGAACAAUGUCCCUACAAGUGUAAUGGCCAGCUCUCUGGACUCAUGGCCAAAAGGAACGGAAGCCCAUGUCAGCCAAAGACUGGUUGAGCAGUAUAUCCAGGGGUUAUCAAAGAAAUUCGGCGUGGACGCCGUGACUUUGUAUCACACCCGUGUCGAUGAAGCCAGGAAAACAAUGGAUGGCUUAAAGUGGGAGAUACGGUCGGUUACGUUGGAAAAGCUGGGGACGGGUGCCCGAUUAGUUGAGAAGGUCGCCCAGUUCGACCUCUUGGUGGUUGCUUCGGGCCACUACAAUAUGCCGCGGGUCCCGGACAUUGAAGGGCUGAAGGACUGGAAAGCCGCCUACCCUGACCGAGUUACCCAUUCGAAACGGUAUAGAACCCCCGAGAUGUACCGUCACCGGAACGUCCUAGUCAUUGGUGGCGGUGUGUCUGCGCUGGAUAUCUGCCGUGAGCUCGACGGGGUCGCCAAAAAGACAUACCAGAGCGUGCGCGGAGGCCAGUUUGAUCUUUCAGAAACACUCCUGCCACCGAGUGCUGUCAGGGUGGCCGAAGUCGAGCGGUUUGCUCUCCGAAAAGAGCCUUCCCAUGGCAACGGUCACGAUGGGCUUGAAGAAGAGGAGCCCGUUGCUGGCUCGGUUAUUCUGAAGGACGGUCGAGUAUUGGAUGAUAUUGACUAUGUUGUGUUGGCAACGGGCUACAUCACGUCAUAUCCAUUCCUUUCGCAGCUACAUUCCGACACGGCAGCCAUUACCGAGGCGGGCGAGGAGCUGAUCGUUACAUCUGACGGCGAUAUGGCGCAUAACCUGCACCGGGAUAUCUUCUAUAUCAAUGAUCCGACGCUGGCGUUCGUUGGGGUACCCUACCACGUCGCAACAUUCUCCCUUUUUGAUUUUCAAGCCCAGGCCGUUGCUCGGGUCUUUGCCGGCAGGACGAGGCUGCCGAUUCGGGAGGAAAUGCGGAGGGAAUACGAGAAGCGUGUGCAAGAGAAGGGGCUCGGGCGGGCCUUUCAUUCUUUGUGGGCGCCCGGCCAUGAGAUCACCUACGUGCAGGAGCUGGUCGACUGGGUGAAUAGGUGUGGUUUGGAAACCGGAGAGGAGAUAACGGAUCCAAUGCAGCCACACUCGGAGGAAUGGAGACGGGAAUACGGGGAGCUGAAAGCUAAGUUGCUAGGAGUCAGGGGCUCGCUACUAGGACCAACCGUUGUGGGCAAAAAUCUUGAAUCAGAGAGCUGAUAGGAUAUGCUUAUUGCGCAUAGACCGAAGCUAGUCGUAGACAAUACUAUUGCUGCUAUACUUGCAGUAGGUACCCAACUAAGCGUUGUAUACAAAGAGCCAGGGGUUGCGCACCACGUUCGAAACAUCCAAGUUCUCCGGCAGCCUAAGGCGAACUGAGGACGGACAUGGUGUAUGAAUUACGAUAUCUCAGCAGCAUGAGCGACAACAAAGAGGAAUUCGGCAAUGCAACUUACGAUCCGCUCUUCAAGCGUCGAGCAUACCCAUCAGU